AUGGUAGAACUUGAAACUACAGUUGCUACCGAAUUUCCACAGUUCCCAAAACUUCCAGCCGAGCUAAGACUUCUAAUAUGGCGGUUUGCCCUUCCUCAUCGAGUUUUCGAGAUCCGGAGGGAGACGGUGUCUAUCAAACAGGACGGCGAGGCGGACGUUACCAAGGAACUGGAUCACGAUGCAUGGCGGAUCCGCAAUUCGGACCUAGUAGCCGUGCUGUUAGCCCAACCAGCUCUACGUUCCGUCUGCCGCGAGGCGAGGAAAUACGCUUCGCAAACUGGGUCAUGGAAAUGUGUUGGAAGUCGUCCGCGCGGUAACGGUGGGGUUAUUAGGCUAAAGACAUGGUUCGACCCUUCGACCGAUACGCUUUGUUUCGACGACUCGGCUUUCCAGAAUGUCCCGGCACGGCCCACAGAGCGAAACGGACUCUCGAUAGAACAUCCCAACAACCCUGCCGUGACGAGAUUCUACUUUGCCAGUUCUCCCGCGAGUCCUAUCUGCAUAAGCCUCGCAGCGUUAGCAGGGGCUCCGGGGAAGUUCUUUGUGGAGCAGUGGAAACGUAAGCGAGGCUUCUGGUCCGGCGUACCGCAGUACCAGUUCUACCACGAUAGCAUACUGAUGCAUCUGGGUAGAUCUCCCAAGGUGUAUGAGAUUUUUGGGAGGGGUACAGAUAUGUGCCAUACCCUGUUAGUUGAUGCUCGAGAUCAUGGAAAAUUACGGCAACUAAGAAAGUUAUAUGUCGAUGAGUCCGACCCAGUCUUCUACCAGAGGAGGGUUGCGGAUUGGCUCGAAGACAUUACAAACCCCGACGAAGGAUAUGUCCAACAGUCAUUUAAGGAUUUGAAAGACAUUUGGCUUAAAGGCCAAGAAGAUGUCCCAUCCUCGGCUCUCGUCCUUUCACCAGACCGGGCGAGCAUCCAAAUGAGAUCCCUAAUCGAUCCCGGCGCCGUCCUCCACACGAUACAGAAAUUUGACCACGCCCACGACUGGUGUAAGGAAACCGUAAAGACUAUGCCGGACAUGCAACUUGUAGUCCAUUUCCGACUGUGUAUCACGAACCAUGAUAAAGAUUGUGAUCAGAAGACCAAGAGUCUUGAGAAUUAAUUGUUAUUGGGC
Messenger RNA from Annulohypoxylon maeteangense, 1116 nucleotides. RefSeq lists its product as uncharacterized. The record is from RefSeq and is a predicted model, not a curated record. Bases 1 to 1104 code for a protein of 367 amino acids. Lineage: Eukaryota; Fungi; Ascomycota; Sordariomycetes; Xylariales; Hypoxylaceae. The transcript has 2 exons.